AUGCCGCAGAUGCUAAACCUCUUGAGACCGAUGAUGGAAUCAAGCGCCUUGGGAUCACAGAUCCCUGACACCAUUUCUACCUUGGCAGGUACCCCCUUCAAUACUCUACAACAGCCGCUUGCGCAGCGACCUCAUUACCCCUACGGCCAUAGUUAUCCCGAAUCAAUGAUUCCAGCGAUGUCGGAUCCGCAGAGACGCUCGACUGAAUCGACCGUCUUGGGGUCACAGAUCACCGAUACCGCUUCCCACUUCACAAUGGAUACUGGCAUCACCGCUCCUCCUCUUUCUCGUCCUCGUUCACCAACAGGGUCCCUUGCAUCGAAUGACCGCAAAGAGGAAAUGAGCGUCCGGUCAGCGGACGACCCUGAAUUCUUCCGAUGUGUCCACUGUAGUUUCGAUCGCAGCGUGAGACUGGAAUAUGACGGAAUCUGCGUAUACUGUCUAGAGCCGAAGCAAGAAUGGUGUUUCAAAGGUAGGCAUGAAGCCGACGAGGCCGCAUUCAAAGGCAGGACGGGAACGCAUCAUAUGUACUGUGAGAAGUGCCGGGGUGAGAAGGAGGACGAAGAAGUGGAGGGGGAACAGAGCGGGGAGGAACUGAAAGACGAUGAACAAUAG
Penicillium maclennaniae is the source of this 615-nucleotide messenger RNA. RefSeq lists its product as uncharacterized. Lineage: Eukaryota; Fungi; Ascomycota; Eurotiomycetes; Eurotiales; Aspergillaceae. The transcript has a single exon. The coding region runs from base 1 to 615 and encodes 204 amino acids. The record is from RefSeq and is a predicted model, not a curated record.